Lachancea sp. 'fantastica' is the source of this 2232-nucleotide messenger RNA. The record is from the annotation of a GenBank genome assembly. Lineage: Eukaryota; Fungi; Ascomycota; Saccharomycetes; Saccharomycetales; Saccharomycetaceae.
AUGCCCUCCUUGAAGGAGACCAAAAACAAUUAUAGGGAUGAGGGACCUAAACUCCGAGAAGAGAAACAUUUUACAGACUUCUACGCUGAUCUUGACCAACAAGAACUGUUACCGGUCAUUGUGCCUCCGAUAGAAGAGGAAUUCGACACAAAUAAGGAUGAUAAUGAUCAGAAAGAUGAACAGGUACUGCCGAGGCACAAAGACAAUGAAGACCGCAAAAUUGGUCCUAGGACGCACAUAAAACAGGUCAUCUUUAAGGACAAAGUAACUGUAGAACGAAUUGCGCUAGACAAAAGUCAGGUCAGGUUUAAAAAAUGCAAACUCAGUAUAGGAAGCUUGGUGCAAAGUCCUCGAAUCUCAAGAUCAUACCAAAAAUUUGGUUACAUGACAGCAGCUCCGAUAAACAAUUUUGACGAGACUGUGACACCUUACAUCAAAAGGACGGAUAGUUUUGCUGCACUGAAACCUAAUCCGCUGAAAAAUAUCUCUCGAUACCAGUCAAAUUUCAAGGUCGAAUACGACAUGGACGAGCAAGACGAUCUGUAUCUAAGGUAUCUCAACGAACUCCGCAUACUAGAUCCACGAUACUACCUUACACACGAGAUCUUUGAGAUUGUUAUGAGCGUGCUGGAAACGGAGUGGUUCCAUCUGGAAAAAAAGAUCCCACCCAGAAUACCUACCACUUCUGAGAUUUCGACGCGGGAAACGAGAGCCGCCUGGGCCCACUACGAGAGCUUCGGGUCUGAUGACGGCACUGGCUACGUUGUUGAUCAGCCUUGUGCGGUUUGUGGGUUGAGUGAGUGUGAUAAUUCGAAUGCAAUUGUGUUCUGUGAUGGAUGCGAUGUCGCAGUCCACCAAGAGUGCUACGGUGUGGUGUUCAUUCCCGAGGGACAAUGGUUAUGCCGCAGAUGCAUGAUAUCUCGAAAUAGGAAGAUCAACUGUCUGUUUUGUCCGAGUUACACUGGCGCCUUCAAGCAGACGGAUCGGGGUUCUUGGGGCCACGUUGUAUGUGGACUUUGGAUUCCAGAGCUGUUUUUCGUCAACUCCCACUACAUGGAGCCCAUAGAUGGCAUAGAAUUGAUACCGCGAUCGAGGUGGAAGCUAACCUGCUAUAUAUGCAAGUUAAAAGUUGGAGCGUGUAUACAGUGCUCGAACAAGAGCUGCUUUGCCGCCUUUCAUGUAACGUGUGCCAAAAGAGCCGGUCUUUACAUGGACUUUGGUUCUUCUUCAAUAGUGGAGAUCUCAUCAAACUCAGCUGGACUCACACUACAGAGCUUCUGUGACAGACAUUCCCCCGCGGGCUGGCCGGAUUGUAAAGAAGGUAUCGCAAAGACCAGAAAUUACUUUGCAGCGGCCGAUAGCACUUCAAGCGCUGGGAGUGUAAUCCCCGUAUCUAAAAAGCACAAGUCUGAUUCUAAUACUAAGGGAAAAUGGACGACAAAUCGUGGGACUCCAAUUGCUCCCCAAGUUUUCGCACGGCUGGUGCAAGAAGUGCUGGACAUAUUCAAGGUUGAGAAUAGCUCGAAUCUGUCCACAGAUCUAUGCAAAUAUUGGUCGAUGAAGCGAGAGUUGAAGCGAGGUGCGCCACUCGUAAGAAAGUUUGAUCCAUCAUCCUUUGGUUCUUUUACAAUGGACGAAAUAAACCGACGUGUUGAGCUUGCGGGCGUAUUAUCCAACGACGUGACAAAGCUACAAGAGAUGGCUGAUCUUGUUGUCGAAAGACAAACGGCGUUACAGCUACGUGACGGUGCGGUUCGAAAGGCCAAAGACCUUUAUACUCACCCUGCAAAAAUUGUUGUUCGAGAGUAUAUUUUGAAAAAGAUGAACAACUAUGCCUCCUAUAGAACAUUGAUGCAAGAAAAGAAGACGCGUGAUGCCCUUACUAGUCAACUCCAGAUUCUUUACGACUCUGAAAGCGAGGAUUGUCUCGCACUUUUCGAACAACUCAUGGAUGCCUACUUCAGCGAAAUCGAAUCCGAUGAAAAAGCCAGUCGCAGAAUUAAAGCUGAAGCCAAAAAGUUACAGGCACACGUCCAUGUACUCUUGAAAACCGUUGAUCUGUCUGAAAUUCAACAAUGGUUGACUAAAGAUUUCUCAUCCACUGAUGAUGGCAUAGUUUUCGCUCCAUGGCAGGGAAUCUCUCUAAUGCAAAGACAGGAGCUCGAAACCAUUAAACCACUAUCAGAAACAGAAAACAAAAAGCUGUGGAAGGCUUUAUUUGGAGGAUCGUGA